AUGUCAUUUCACGGUGUGCAUCUUAUUAUUAUCAUUUAUCUCUUCUUGUGUGCAAAAAUAGAUACUUCACCUGAGUAUGAAUCAGGCGACAUUAAUCAUGAGAAAACGAAGUAUUUUCGUGAUGAAAAUCAGCCAUUGUUAUCGCCCACGGAUGCACAGUGGGAGAAAUAUAUUAAAUUGAUUGAGCAAGCCGAAAAAGAUCAUUUGAAUCGAACAGACGAUCCAGAUCUGACAGUGUUUCAUCAGCAAAUCGACCGAGAUUUUUCCUACUGGAAAAAUCAAUCGAUUGACGGCAUACGACAACAGCUAACUGUAAGCGAAGCUACUGCACAUGCUCAUCGUCUUACGCUCUAUCAGAUCAUCAAUCAUCGUUUAUACCGUCAAACAGAAGAUCAAUUGAUUUUUCCAGCGCGAAAUCAUGGUAUCGAACACUUUCUUCUCAACAUCAUCGACUCCUUACCUGAUAUGGAGUUUUUAUUGAAUACUUACGAUUGGCCACAAAAUCAACCCACUAUCCCAAUCUUUUCAUUCAGCAAAUCAUUAGAUUCUCAUGAUACAGACAUUCUCUAUCCAGCUUGGGCGUUCUGGGAUGGCGGACCAGCAUUGGGUAGUGUCUAUCCAACAGGUAUCGGUCGAUGGGAUGUUAUGAGACAAACACUAAACAAAGCUCGCCAAACUUACCCAUGGUCGAAAAAAGAAUCUCGUGGUUUCUUUCGUGGUUCGCGAACGUCGCCGGAACGUGAUCCACUUGUUUUAUUAUCUCGCAACAGUCCUGAAUUACUCGAUGCGCAGUAUACAAAGAACCAAGCGUGGAAAUCGGACGAAGACACAUUGGGUUACCCACCAGCGAGUGAAUUAAAACAUGAAGAUUUCUGUCAGUUCAAAUAUUUAUUCAAUUUUCGUGGUGUAGCUGCAUCGUUUCGCUUACGUCAUUUGUUUUUAUGUGGCUCACUUGUUUUACAUGUUGGAUCUGAUUGGAUUGAAUUCUUCUAUGAACGUCUUGAACCAUGGUAUCAUUACAUUCCAAUUUCGACCGAUUUACAUGAAGUCAAAGAUAUUCUAUUAUUCGCACAAAACAAUGACCGUUUGGUUGCAAAGAUUGCUCGACAAGGACGCGAUUUUAUCUGGAAUGCGCUCACAAUGGAGAAUGUCGAACUUUACUGGAAAGAAUUAUUAUUGGAAUAUCAUAAACUGUUCGGAAACCCUCAGAAGCCUGUUACAAAGAAAGCCAAGUUUAUGCAAGUGCAUCGACGUCCGAAACCUUAA
Messenger RNA from Adineta ricciae, 1266 nucleotides. Lineage: Eukaryota; Metazoa; Rotifera; Eurotatoria; Adinetida; Adinetidae. The record is from the annotation of a GenBank genome assembly.